UUUUAAAACGCGCGUAUUCGUCACUAAACAAAACCUUAAUUAUCACUAAACAGUAAACACCCCGCCAUUAAUCUCUGAACGACUCCCACGCAAAUCCGACGAAGAUGACGAUGAAGAUGCAAUACGCAUAUGCGUAGAUGUAUGUAUUGGUGUAUGUAUAUCCCGGAUGAGCAAAGAGGAGGUGCGAUAAUCGAAUCGGCGAAGCAAGAGAUUAUCCAGAAAUCGAAGCGAUAACGAGAGCGAAAUCAAUAUAUAUUUUUAUGUGUGUUUCUGUAUGAAUCUAUGCUUGUAUAGGUGUGUGCAUCUUCGUUAAUUCGUGGAAGAUAAAAUGCGGUAACACAUAGCCGCGAAGCAACAGGUGAUCCAGGGGCAGAAGCAAGGAGAGGCAGAGGGGGAAUUGGUUCGAACACGCAAACGAUCCUUGUUUGUGAUUUGAAGCCAAAUCUGUGGUGGUGUAUAAAAGAGGAACAAGGAAUCUCCUGGAGGAGAAGCAAACACAAUGAUGAUUGCGGAGAAAAUGGUAAGAGGAAGGAAGGUAGAGAUUCUUAUUCUUCUUCAGCUGUUGGUGUCGGCAAUGGUGGCGACGGUGGCGUACGGCGCCAAUGUGACGUACGACCACCGAGCUCUGGUCGUCGAUGGGAAGAGGAGGGUUCUGAUCUCCGGUUCCAUUCACUAUCCUCGGAGUACGCCUGAGAUGUGGCCGGACCUUGUACAAAAAUCCAAGGAUGGUGGUUUGGAUGUGAUAGAGACAUACGUAUUUUGGAAUGUUCACGAGCCAGAGAAGAAUCAGUAUAAUUUUGAAGGAAGAUACGAUUUAGUUAAAUUCGUGAAGUUGGUGGCCGAAGCUGGUCUCUAUGUUCAUCUACGAAUUGGUCCGUAUGUCUGUGCUGAAUGGAAUUACGGUGGGUUUCCGCUUUGGCUGCAUUUCAUUCCUGGAAUUAAAUUCCGAACUGACAAUGAACCAUUCAGGGCAGAAAUGCAGAGAUUUACUGCCAAGAUUGUGGAUAUGAUGAAGCAGGAAAAGCUCUAUUCGUCACAAGGAGGACCGAUCAUCCUAUCACAGAUUGAGAAUGAAUACGGGAAUAUUGAUUCAGCGUAUGGACUCGCGGGAAAGAAUUAUAUGAAGUGGUCUGCUUCCAUGGCUGUUUCACUGGACACGGGUGUACCUUGGGUCAUGUGCCAGCAAGCAGAUGCCCCUGAUCCCAUUAUCAACACAUGCAACGGCUUCUACUGUGACCAGUUCACUCCUAAUUCAAACAAGAAACCUAAGAUGUGGACUGAGAACUGGAGUGGAUGGUUUUCUUCCUUCGGAGAACCCCUGCCAUACAGGCCAGUUGAAGACCUCGCUUUUGCAGUUGCACGGUUUUUCCAGCGAGGUGGAACAUUCCAGAACUAUUACAUGUACCACGGCGGUACAAACUUUGGCAGGAGCACUGGAGGACCCUUUAUUACUACUAGUUAUGACUACGAUGCUCCAAUUGAUGAGUAUGGACUUCUUAGACAACCAAAGUGGGGACACUUACGAGAUCUACACAAGGCUAUCAAGCUUUGUGAAGAUGCAUUAGUCGCCACAGAUCCAACAAUUACCUCCUUGGGUUCAAAUUUGGAGGCUUCUGUAUACAAAACAGCAUCUGGAUCAUGUGCCGCUUUUCUUGCAAACAUUGGCACUCAUUCUGAUGCCACUGUGGCCUUCAAUGGCAAUACUUAUCACUUGCCUGCAUGGUCUGUAAGCAUCUUGCCAGACUGCAAGAACGUGGUUUUUAACACUGCAAAGAUAAAUUCUGCAACUGAGUCCGAAACGUUCGCACGUCAGUCUUUGAAACCGGAUGCUGAUUCAUCUGGAGAUUUAGGUUCACAAUGGAGCUAUAUUAAGGAACCUGUUGGGAUUUCCAAAGCUGGUGCAUUCGUAAAACCCGGAUUACUUGAGCAGAUAAACACAACAGCUGACAAAAGCGACUACCUCUGGUACUCACUGAGUAUGGAUAUCAAAGGUGAUGAGCCUUUCCUUGACGAUGGAUCUAAAAGCGUCCUCCACAUUGAAUCACUUGGUCAUGUGCUUCAUGUUUUCAUAAACGGCGAGCUUGCAGGAAGCGCAACGGGCAAACCGAGAGUGUCUUUGGCCAUCCCGAUCAGUCUUGUCCCAGGGAAGAACACAAUAGCUCUCCUCAGUGUCACUGUAGGCCUCCAGAACUAUGGAGCUUUCUUUGAUUUAACUGGAGCUGGGAUAACAGGUCCCGUGAUACUUAAAAAUGGGAACAGCGGAAGCACGAUCGAUUUAUCUUCUAAGCAGUGGACAUAUCAGGUUGGGCUGAAGGGGGAAGACACAGGUUUGUCAACUGGAGAUUCUUCUGAAUGGGUUUCAGAAUCUCCAUUGCCUACAAAGCAGCCAUUGAUAUGGUACAAGACAACAUUUGACGCUCCUGCUGGAAGUGAUCCAGUCGCGAUAGACUUCACGGGGGCGGGAAAAGGAAUGGCGUGGGUGAACGGAGAAAGCAUAGGCCGGUUUUGGCCAACCAAUAUUGCACGAGACAGUGGCUGCACCGAUUCAUGCGACUACAGAGGAUCUUACCGUUCAAACAAAUGCCUCAAGAACUGCGGAAAACCAUCUCAGUCACUGUAA
This is a messenger RNA of Tarenaya hassleriana, 2620 nucleotides long. RefSeq names its product beta-galactosidase 8. The transcript is spliced from 17 exons. The record is from RefSeq and is a predicted model, not a curated record. Bases 500 to 2620 code for a protein of 706 amino acids. Gene Ontology annotation, cellular component: vacuole; cell wall. Gene Ontology annotation, biological process: carbohydrate metabolic process. Gene Ontology annotation, molecular function: beta-galactosidase activity. NCBI's taxonomy places the organism in Eukaryota, Viridiplantae, Streptophyta, Magnoliopsida, Brassicales, Cleomaceae.